Messenger RNA from Angiostrongylus costaricensis, 1116 nucleotides. The record is from the annotation of a GenBank genome assembly. Lineage: Eukaryota; Metazoa; Nematoda; Chromadorea; Rhabditida; Metastrongylidae.
AUGGCCGCGUUGAAUCACACACGAAAAAAUCUACUACGAUUUCAGCAAAAACUUGGCAUUGAACCAGUGAAUCUGGAAGAUACUCGAUGGAACUUUUGGGGAGCAGUUUUCUACUGUAUGACAGUGUACACAACCAUUGGUUACGGUAAUAUUGUGCCGACAACGACUGCCGGCAGGGUGCUAACAAUUCUGUACGCGUUUAUUGGAAUUCCCUUCGCAGUGCUCACUCUUUUUGCACUUGGAGCAAUUUUCGCAAAACUCUGCAAGACAUUGUGGAAAAUGAUAAUUAAAUCGACAACUGUGGUCAGCAAGGAUCUGGAGCGAAAGGUCACAGAGGCUGUUGGAUUUGACAAAGAAGCGCAGUUAUCGAGAUCUUCCACCAGUCUUAGCGAUGAAGAUCUUUUGUCGUUUCCAAUUUCUUUUCUUGUUCUGCUCACAAUACUCUGGGUGUUCUUCUGUGCCUUCGUCUUCACAAUAUUGGAAGAUUGGAGUUAUGGUACCUCGUUAUACUUCACAUUGAUUUCUUUCACAACUAUUGGCUUUGGCGACGUGCUACCAUCUGAAUACGAUUACAUUGUUGUCGUUGGUUUUCUCCUUCUCAUUGGACUUUCGCUUGUCUCCACCGUGCUCACCCUUGUUCAGCAGCAAAUUGAAGCUCUAGCCACUGGUGUACAAGAUGAUAUCGACCGUGAAUACGCGAAAGCUCUUGUGGAAGCAGCCAAUGAAGGUGACAUCUCCCCAGAUCUCAAAAAAACGAAGACGCCCAAUGCAAAUUCGAUUAAAACAAUUAGUUCUCCUGCGCAAAGUCAUGAAGUCGAUCAUCGCUCGAUGGAUGCUAUCCUGUCCAGAAUGCCUUUCAAACAACGUAUCCUUUACCGAGUGAUGCCGAAAUCGGCGAAAAAACGACUUGCCAAUGAAUCACGGCUUAAGAUGAGUAGAAGAAAUGAAGCUGUGCAAACUGAUAUGCUUCUCCUUCAGGCAUGCUUUAUUGCACGAGGAAAUUUUGAAAAUGGAGUUGAACAACGAGCUGCCAUCGGUUCGUCAAAUGUCGUCUUCACCAAGUCGUCUUGUUACCAGUGGCAUAAACGUGAAAAGCACUUACCCAGUUUCCGUUAA